CACAGGAAGUUAAGAACUGUAAAUAGAUGAAUAACAUUGUUGAUUGUAUGUUAUGCAGUAAACCAUCGGACCCAACUUCGGAGACAUCACAAACAUUUUUUUUCCCUAAAUCUGGAUUCGUGAUCAAGCACGUCAUGUGUGAAACGAAGCUCUUUCGAACUUUAGCGAAUGAACAGACACAAACGUUAACUCAGAAGUGCCAAGAAUGGAGUAAUUUGCAGGAUAAUCGGAAUAUCAGUGAGGAUAUCGUUGGCCAAAUACGUUCUGUUAUUGGUAUGACUUAACCUUACGUUUCAAAUUUGGCGUUGACGGUGAAAAAGAGUAUUCAUGAAACAUUCUGCUUCCUAAAAGGUUCAACCCGAUUACUUAUCAAUGACAAGAUACAAUUUUUUCACAAGUUAUUGGACAUGGCUGACAACACAGAUAGCGAAAGAAGAAUUACGCCCGAAGAUCUGCAGGCGUACUGGGAUUUAAUCGUAAUUGAGAUAAAUGAUGUUAAUUCUAAAUUCAAGGACCUGCAGGAAUUAUUCCAGAACAACUGGACUGGUACCAAGACAAAUUUCAGUUGCAAACAGAAGAAGGAAGGACUGGCAGCAGAGAGAGGAAGCUCCAGCCAGUGCUGUGAGAACCACAGGGACUGGUGCAGUGUAAAGGGGGCAAGUAAAGCAAUGCAGUGUAAAGGUAUGAAAAAUACUUUAAGACCGACAAGUGGAAGCUUCGAGCAAUUGAACAAGACAUCAUCUAGAAGAAUAUGUUCAACUUCUGUAAAGAAAAGCCUUGUUGAAGAAAAGGAGCUCAUUAAAAAGGUUAAAUCAGAUGUAAGAAAUGGAAAAAUCUCACAUGCAUAG
This is a messenger RNA of Schistocerca nitens (vagrant locust), 848 nucleotides long. RefSeq lists its product as uncharacterized. The transcript is spliced from 4 exons. The coding region runs from base 408 to 848 and encodes 146 amino acids. The record is from RefSeq and is a predicted model, not a curated record. Gene Ontology annotation, biological process: signaling. Lineage: Eukaryota; Metazoa; Arthropoda; Insecta; Orthoptera; Acrididae.